CCUACCCAGACAGCCAAGGAUGUUAGGUGGACUAUACGGCCCACUUUCCUCAGACUGCAGGAUGCCACUCAGAAAAGCCAAGAAUUCACUCAGGACAUUAGAAGUUGCCUCCCUGGUCAAAAGUCACCUUUCUAAUCAUUUGUUUUUGACUUGCCACUGUAGCCCUAAUAGGCAGCCAUUUGUUCUGUUUGGUAAUCAUUCUACACAAGAAAACCUGAAUGCUGGCAACUUUAACUUCCCUUCAGAAGGGCAUCUGGUACGCAGCACUGGCCCAGGUGGAAGCUUUGCCAAACACAUGGUAGCACAGUGUGUCUCGCCAAAGGGACCCCUUGCUUGCUCGAGAACAUACUUCUUUGGAGCUACUCACAUGCCUUACUUGGGUGAUGACAACAAACCGCCCAAAAAAACUGAGCAAAUUAGGCUCUUAUCCCAGGUAUAUGCUGCUGUUGUUGAGGCUGUUCUGGCUGGUAUUGCAUGCUAUGCUAAAACUUCCAGUCUAACAAAGGCCAAGGAGGUAGCAGAGCAAGCCCUGGGAUCUGGGUUAGAUUCCUAUGAGUUGAUGCAAUUUAAGACAGCCCUACGCUCUAAGAUGGCUUUUCAUAUACAUGCUGUGAAUAAUCAGGGAAGAAUUGUACGUCUGGAUAGUGAAGAUAGUUUAUACUUUGUGAAGACGGCUUGUAUGACUGUCUAUGAUAUUCCUGACUUGCUGGGAGGAAGAGGGUGCUUAGGAUCUGUGGUCUUCUCAGAAUCAUUUUUGACAUCUCAGAUAUUAGUUAAAGAAAAAGAUGGCACUGUUACCACAGAAACCAGCUCCAUAGUCCUGACUGCGGCCAUACCCAGAUUCUGCUCCUGGCUGGUAGAAGAUAAUAAAAUAAAAUUGUCUGAGAAAACCCAGCAAGCAGUGAGGGAAGAUGAGUGUUUCCUGGGCACCUUUCUAACAGGAGGGGAAGGAGCAUAUCUUUAUUCUAGCAGUCCACAGUCCUCACCUGAGGAAGGGAAAGUGCAUUUCUUUUCUAGUGGCCUUGUGGUUUUUCAUCGUCAUCAUGGAAGUAUCAUCAUUUCCAAGAAUUACAUGAAUUCCAUUUCGUUCUAUGAUGGGGACUCCACCAGUGUUGUUGCUGUCCUCCUGAUAGACUUCAAAAGCUCCUUGCGGCCUCAUCUUCCAGUUCAGUUCCAUGGAUCAAGCAAUUUUCUGAUGAUUGCCCUUUUCCCCAGAUCAAAGAUAUACCAAACAUUUUACUCACAGGUCUUCUCCCCCUGGCAACAGCAGGCUAACUCAGGGCUCUCUUUAAAAGUGAUCCAGGAAGAUGGAUUAUCUGUGGAACAAAGGAGAUUACACUCCAACGCACAGAAGCUCUUCAGUGCCCUCAACCAUCCAGCUGGCGAAAAAUGGAGUCCUCUCAAGCUACUCUCUGCCAAACUCCCAGAGCUGGACUGGUUUCUCCAGCAUUUUGCAGUCAGCAGUGUUAGUCAGGAACCUGUAAUGAGGGCCCAUCUUCCUGUCCUGCUGCAGCAAGCUGAAAUCAACUCUCCUUUCAGAGUGGAAAAUGACAAGGUAAUUAUCAACAUUGUAACCGGCCUCCCAGGCUGUCAUGCUAGCGAGCUCUCUGCUUUUCUGGUCACACUGCAUAAGGAAUAUGGCAGGUGGAUGGUAUACCGCCAGCUCAUGGACAGCUCCGAAUGUUUUCAUGCUGCCCACUUCCAGAGGUACCUUUCCAGUGCCUGGGAGGCCCAGCAGAACCGCUCUGCCCGCCAGUCAGCCUUCACCCGCAAGAAGACCAGAUUGCUGGUGGUGUUACAAGGCUAUACAGAUGUUAUUGAUGUUGUCCAGGCCCUGCAGACCCAUCCAGACUCAACUGUCAAGUCCUCCUUCACCAUUGGUGCUAUCACAGUAUGUGUGGAGCCCCUGAGUUGCUACAUGGAGCACAGAUUUCUCUUUCCUAAAUGUCUUGACCAAUGUUCACAAGGCUUGGUGAAUAAUGUGGUGUUUACCAGUCACACGGUGGAACAGAGACACCCUCUCCUUGUUCAGCUCCAGAGUCUCAUCAGGGCUGCCAAUCCUACUGCAGCCUUCAUUCUUGCAGAAAAUGGGAUCGUCACCAGGAAUGAAGACAUUGAGCUGAUUCUCUCAGAAAAUAGUUUUUCAACUCCUCAGAUGCUACGAGCUCGAUAUUUAAUGUACCCUGGCUGGUAUGAAGGUAAAUUUGAUUCUGGAUCAAUCUUUCCACUGAUGGUUCAGAUCUGCGUAUGGUUUAGUCGGCCUUUGGAGAAGCCUCGCUUUGUGGCCAGAUGUAAAGCAAUUCGGUCCUCCAUCAAGCCAAGUCCCUUCUCUGGAAACAUCUACCACAUCCUGGGCAAAGUGAAGUUUUCAGACUCUGAGAGGACCAUGGAGGUCUGCCACAGCACUCUAACCAAUUCCUUAAGCAUUGUGCCGGUGUUGGAAGGACCCACUCCACCACCUGACUCCAGAAGCAUAUCUCAAGACAGUGGUGGGCAGCAGCAGGAAUGCUACCUUGUGUUCAUCGGCUGCUCCCUGAAGGAAGAAAGUGUGAAGGACUGGCUACGGCAGUCAGCGAAGCAGAAACCUCAGAGGAAAGCCCUGAAGACCAGGGGGAUGCUGACCCAGCAGGAGAUCAGGAACAUCCACGUGAAACGCCACCUGGAUCCCCUACCUGCAGGCUACUUUUAUAAUGGAACUCAGUUUGUCAACUUCUUUGGUGACAAGACUGAUUUUCACCCACUCAUGGACCAGUUCAUGAAUGACUACGUGGAAGAAGCCAACCGAGAAAUUGAGAAGUAUAACCGUGAGCUGGAGCAGCAGGAGUAUCAUGACCUCUUUGAGCAGAAGCCAUAGGGGAAAGCGAGGCCUGAAUGUCCUGCAGAAUGUCUAUCCCAGAGACUGAUGCUAUGGUGUCUUAGCUUCCACUCUGCUGGAGGCCCCUCCCUCGAGGGGCUACCUUGUUCUCCUUGGCCUGUAUGUGCUGGCGUGA
Molecule: messenger RNA, 2990 nt
Organism: Chrysochloris asiatica (Cape golden mole)
Lineage: Eukaryota; Metazoa; Chordata; Mammalia; Afrosoricida; Chrysochloridae
Gene: DNAAF9
Product: chromosome unknown open reading frame, human C20orf194
Exons: 28
Coding region: 20-2854 (944 amino acids)
Source: RefSeq, a predicted model, not a curated record